Molecule: messenger RNA, 963 nt
Organism: Benincasa hispida (wax gourd)
Lineage: Eukaryota; Viridiplantae; Streptophyta; Magnoliopsida; Cucurbitales; Cucurbitaceae
Source: RefSeq, a predicted model, not a curated record
AUGAGGAAAAGAAGGUGGUUGGAGCUGGUGAAGGAUUAUGACUGUGAAAUUUUGUACCACCCGGGAAAAGCAAAUGUAGUGACAGAUGCUCUAAGUAGAAAGGUGGCCCAUUCAGUAGCCCUCAUUACCAGACAGACUCACUUGUGCAGGGAACUGAAGAGGGUAGAGAUUGCAAUAGCUGUGGGAAAGGUCACGACACAGUUAACACAGUUGUCGGUGCGACUGAGUCUAAGGCAGAAGAUUAUUGAUACACAGCGAGACGACCCUUAUUUGAAAGAGAGAGUUCGUAGGGUGGAGUCAGGCCAGGAUGGCGAAUUCUCAUUUUUAGCAGAAGGUGGCCUCUUUUAUCAAGGGCGUUUGGAACUGGAGAGGGCAGAGAUUGCAGUGGCUGUGGGAAAGGUCACGACACAGUUAGCACAGUUGUCGNAAGAGAGAGGAACUGGAGAGGGCAGAGAUUGCAGUGGCUGUGGGAAAGGUCACGACACAGUUAGCACAGUUGUCGGUGUGACCGAGUCUAAGGGCGUUUGUGAAACCCCCGAGGCAGAAGCCAGCAGGCUUUUUACAGCCAUUGAAUGUACCAGAAUGGAAGUGGGAGCAUGUGUAUAUGGACUUCAUUGUGGGAUUGCCUCGAACCGUCAAAGUUUUAUUGUGAUAUGGGUCGUGGUAGACAGACUUACGAAGUUAGCACAUUUGAUACCUGAGAAGCCCACCUUUUCAGUGAAUAAGUGGGCACAGAUAUACAUGAAGGAGGUGGUAAGAUUGCAUGAAGUGCCCGUGUCCAUCGUGUCGGACAGAGACCCUCGUUUCACGUCUAAGUUUUGGAAAAGUCUCAAGGCAGCUUUGGGGACCUGGUUAGACUUCAGUACAGCUUUCCACCCUCAGACUGAUGGGCAGAUAGAGAGAUUUAAUCAAAUACUGGAAGACAUGUUGCAUGCCUGUGCCAUAGAGUUUUCAGGAAGCUAG